AUGGACGUCGCCAGCCUGGCCGUCGCAGCUCAGGGUGGUCCAGGUUCGCGUGAGCCAUUGGCCAGAGGCGAGGGAAGCGCUGGGCUGGCAGCGCCGCCGGUCUUCGGUGGCGAGCCAGCAGAGAGAUGGCGUUUCGCCGAGAUCCAGACCGUGGAGCGCCGAAUCGUGCAGGUUGGCGUCGAGCGCCGCAACGAUGUGGAGCUCCAGCAGCAGAUCAGCACCUAUGUGGCCGGCAUCGUUGACCUCCAGCAGGGCAGGCACGAGCUGGAGACCGUAGGUAUGCGCUUGAGGGUCACUGAGGCAGAGCUCGAGACGGCGAGGGACGGCCUCAGGCUCGAGUACGACGAGGCCAAGCAGUACUUGAACCACGAGAAGAGCGAGUACGAGCAGCAGAUCCGUCGUGCUCGGCAUGCGGCUACCACCCACAUCCAGCAGGAGUUGCAGCAGUGCGUCGUGGAGCGCGACGCUGCGAUGGUGCGGUCCAGGGAUGUCCACAAUGCCGAGAUGCGGGUAUUGGAUGCCGAGGCCAAUCACGUCUUGGUUACAGGUCGUGCUGAGAACGAGCUGCGGUCUGAAGUCGGAGCGAUUAAGAGGGCGCGAGACACGCUUCAGGCCGAGUGGACCGAGGCGACCGAGCAGGUCCAGAGCGCCGAGGCGAAGGUGCAGCAGAGAGGCAUCGCAAAGGACCAGGACUUCGAGCGUCUCAAGGCGGAGGCGAGCGACUUGAAUUUCAAGUCGCAGGAGGAGUCCGAGAUCGCGCAGUUGGCGCGUCGGCGGCUGACUACACGUGCCCAGUCGUCGGACGCCCAGCUGCGCGGGGAGCUCAACGACGGGGCCAUGAAGUGCGAGAUGGUGGAGGCCGACGCGUCCAGGCAGAUCGCGGCUGCGUGGGCCGAGUGCGACAUGAAGGCUUUGCACAACACCGAGAAGGAAUACUACGAGCACGAGGUCGACGAGUUGCGCGCCGAGUCCCGCGAGCUGAGGGACGAGAAGGCGGCCUUGGCGAGGGCGGCCCAGGAGCUGAUGGACAUCCAAGCUCCAGGACCGCAUGAGCAUGAGUACGCCGAAGGCCAUUGGGAGCAGCAGGACGACAUGGAUUUCGUCAGUCGGACUGGACCAGUCGAUCCAGGACCUGCGGUCCCACCAGGACUCUCGAGGCAGUCGGCGGCAACGCCGGGUGCGUCGUCCCAGGACGCUGGCAUCGCCGCAGCCAUGAUGGAGUUCAUGCGCCAGAUGGCCGACCAGCAGCGUGCUGGGGUCGAGGAGCAGAGCGCGCUGCUGAGGGGGCUUACGCGCGCCCAGGAGAGCUUGGCCGAGGCACAGCGCGAAUCCCAGUCGAAGCUGAAGCCAGCGAAGCCUUCGCUCACGGGCAAGGAUGCGAGCACCUUGAAAGUCGAGCUUGAGAAGUUCCGCACCUACCAGAACGAAGCGCGCCAGAACAGCAAGGCGAUCUGGUUCGAGGGCGCGAGGGCCAUCGCUGAGGGCACCGCGAAGAUCGAGCUCGAAGACAUGAUCGUUACCGAGAUGGGUGGCGAGGAGGCCUUCCAGAAGCUGGUUCGUGUUCGGGACGAUCCGCGAUGGGACCUCUACUGGUCUCGCUACGGUGCAGUAG
This is a messenger RNA of Prorocentrum cordatum, 1612 nucleotides long. NCBI's taxonomy places the organism in Eukaryota, Dinophyceae, Prorocentrales, Prorocentraceae. The record is from the annotation of a GenBank genome assembly.